CAUUCCAGACUCAUGAAUAAAUGAUUUUUAAAAUUCUGCCCUGAAUAAACUGCAGCUGAUAGUAACUUUUCUUUUAUCACUUUGGUAAUAUCAGCCUCAGGGUUAAAAAAAAUGUUUAUGAGAAACAAUCUCCUAAAUCUUGUGGUGACAAAGAAGAAGGUUUUGUAUCACUGUCGCUUUCAUUUCUAGACUGUUCCUGUGAGGAUGGUCAAGACCUGGGAGCCGCUCUGCACUCACAAAUAACACUCUUUCUGCAUGGAAUAAUCAGUGCUCCCUGUAUUGGGUCAUGGAGGGCUGCAUAUGUUAUAUAUUUCUUUCUGCGAUGUCUGUGUUUCAUUUCCACCUUGCAUUAUUUAAACCUCAGUUCUCAGCUCAGAGUUAAUGGAUUCUUGAGGUGUUUGUUUCCUGUAACUCUUACGUAACCCACUUGCAGGUGUGGGAAAUCUCUUGUUCUCGGUUUGAAUCAUCACAAGUCACAGCUAAACACAUAACCCAUGGUGGAAAACAUUUACUCUGUGCAACUGAAAAUUCCAAAGUAGACCAGUGUCUGGCACCCUCACUCUCGGCGGCUCCUGGUCCAGAGGAGAACCCAGGAGGCUGUCUGCCUUCACCCGAAGAGCGAGCUUCCUGAGUCCACUGGCCUCCAGCCCCUCCCGGAGAAAGGUUUGGUGAAAGAAGCCAUCCUGCUUCACUUCCCGCGGAUCACUGGAUCAUAAUGCUUGGGCACUGCUGAUGGAAAAGAGGAACAUUUCAAAGAAAUACGAGGUACAUGGCUCUCAGGGGCUGCCUGGUCAUGGAGAAUGAUGUCCAUGGGAGAGAACCUAGCUCGUUGCCUUCAAUACUGGCACAUCUCUUUGUUGGUUUUAAAGUCACCUGCAUUAACCCAGGUCUCAUCUUGGCUCUUUCCAGACCUUGGCAGACCACUUGCUCCCCCUGGGGCUCAGCUCCGUGUCUGUAGAACAAGGAGGUGGUCGAAGGCCCCUUCCGGCUCCUGUCUUCUGUGAAACACAGCUCCCACUCUCUCAAAGCUGUUGAAAAUAAAAGCAAGGUCACCUCUGCAAAGCAAUUUAUGUUCGCAGCUCUCCGGCUUAGCAUCAGACGUGGACCAUAAAAUGGUUCUGAAGAGACGAAGAAAUUGACAAAUCCGGAUGGCCACCAUUGAUGGGAGAAUGGUCUCCAGACGCCGGGGAUCUGGCCGGGGGCGCCAGGGGAGCGAGGCCUGCCUGGGGUCCCUCGAUGACCCGCUGUGCGAGGGGACUCAGCUGGCCAUGCUGAGGAGGGCACAGGAGUUCUUUCAGACCUGUGACACCGAGGGCAAGGGCUUCAUCGCCAGGGCAGAUAUGCAGAGACUCCACAAGGAGCUGCCCCUCAGCUUGGAGGACCUGGAGGAUGUGUUUGAUGCCCUGGAUGCUGAUGGCAAUGGCUUUCUGACCCCAGAGGAGUUCACCACUGGAUUUAGUCACUUCUUCUUCAGCCAGAAUAACCCAAGUCAGGAAGAUGGAAGUGAGCAGCCAGCCCAGCUCCAGGAGGAGAAGGUGUAUCAGAGCAGAGGGGACGAGGACCUGGGUGACAUGGACGAAGAUGAAGAAGCCCAGUUCCAGACCCUCAUGGACAGACUUGGAGCCCAAAAGGUUUUGGAAGAUGAAGCUGAUGUCAAACAGCUCUGGCUGCGGCUCAAGAAGGAUGAGCCUCACUUACUGUCCAACUUCGAGGAUUUCCUGACCAGAAUCUUCUCACAGCUCCUAGAAGCCCACGAGGAGAAGAACGAGCUGGAGUGCGCCCUGAAAAAGAAAAUCGCUGCCUAUGAUGAAGAAAUCCAGCACCUCUACGAGGAGAUGGAACAGCAAAUCAAAACUGAGAAGGAGCAAUUUCUCCUAAAGGACACGGAGAGGUUCCGGGCCCGCAGUCAGGAGCUGGAGCGGAAGCUGUUCUCGAAGGAGCAGGAGCUGGAACAGCUGGUCCAGAAGCAGAAGCGGCUGGAAGGCCAGUGCGCCGCCCUGCACAACGACAAGCACGAGACCAAGGCUGAGAACACCAAGCUGAGACUCACCAACCAGGAGCUGGCACGGGAGCUGGAGCGGACGUCCCGGGAGCUCCAGGACGCCCAGCAGCAGCUGGAGAGCCUCCGGCAAGAGGCCCACAAGCUCCACCAGGAGAAGGAGAUGGAAGUGUACCGCGUCACCGAGAGUCUACAGCGGGAGAAGUCGGGGCUCCUGAAGCAGUUGGAUUUCCUGAGGGAAAGGAACAAGCAUCUCCGGGAUGAACAGGACAUACGUUUCCAGAAAGACAAAGCGGCCAGAGCAAACACAGCUGCUUCCAAGGCAAGCUGUAAGCAGCGAUCUGGCUCUGUGAUCGGCAAAUACGUGGAUGGCACAGGGAUGCUCAGAAGCCAGUCCGAGGAGGAGGAGGAUGUGUUUGGCAUCCAGAGGCGGAGAAGCUCCCUGGGCCUGAGUGGGUGCCCCAUUACAGAAGAGGAGCCGGGGCCCGGAGGACCGCUCACCCGGCGGCUCCGCAGGAUCAUCUCCAUCGAAGAGGACCCCCUGCCCCAGCUGCUGGGGGGCGGCUUUCAGCAGCCGCUGAGCAAAUGCUCAGAAGAGGAGGAGGCCUCCAGCCAGGGGUUGGAUGGACAAAGUGGACCUGCCCGACCUCUGGGACUCAUGCCCACGUCUCCCCGAGGGCAGCCUGUGGGAAAAGAAGCCCUGUCUGAGAAGGAAGGCUCCCUGUCCACCCCAGACCGGCUCUUCAAGAUCGUGUUCGUGGGCAACUCCUCCGUGGGGAAGACAUCCUUCUUGGGCCGGUUCUGCGAUGGCAGGUUCUCCCCAGGCUCGGCAGCCACUGUGGGCAUCGAUUACCGCGUGAAGACGGUGUGUGUGGACGGCUCGCGGGUGGCCGUGCAGCUGUGGGACACGGCGGGGCAGGAGAGGUAUCGCUGCAUCACCCAGCAGUUCUUCCGAAAGGCCGACGGUGUCGUGGUCAUGUACGACCUCACGGCCAGACAGUCCUUCCUGGACGUGCGGCAGUGGCUGAGCAGCGUGGAGGAAGCUGUGGGAGACCGCAUUCCUGUUCUUCUGCUGGGCAACAAAAUUGACAACGAGACAGAGCGAGAAGUGCCGCGGGGCCUGGGAGAGCAGCUGGCCAAGGAACAUAACCUGAUCUUCUAUGAAUGCAGUGCCUAUUCCGGUCACAACUCGGAAGAGUCCGUGCUCCAUCUGGCCAGGAUCCUCAAGGAGCAAGAAGACACGGUGCGGGAGGACACCAUUCAGGUUGACCGCCCUGCCAAGAAGAAAGCCUGCUGUGGCUGAUACAGGCCUCCCGCCCGGACGUGAGGCCACGGGGCCGCCCUGCCUUCUGCACACAGGCUCCUGCACGAAUGCCCCCACUAAGACCCACUGGACUUUUGUCUCCAUCGGCAAUGGUCCCCCCACCACCGUGGAAGGAAAGUGCAACCCCAAGGAGAGCUGCUCUCUGGAUGUCUCGGGGUCUUUCCCUCUCUGCUCUGUCUGGACCCAGGUGUUGCUUCCAUCCUUCUUUCUCCCUCACCUUGGUUUCCUGGGGGAAUGGACAGAUGGGCUUUUCUAGAAAAGCCACCCUGUGCCUUCUCCACCUCCCUUCUCCCCACCCUGCUCUUAGGAGCCUGGCACUGACGUUGCCAUGGCAACUGUGCAGGGCAGACUGGCAGCUUCCUGUAGGUCAAAGUCACGGGACUGGGCAAUGCUGAACGAUCGGUCUGGGCUCGGAGCCUGUUCUCUGGAUGCCAGUGGACACCCUUGGCAUGUGCUUCAUGGGCCUUGAGGUGCCUACGGGUGCUGAGUCCAUCAAACCGAGAUACCUGCUUCCUGUUGCACCGUCAUCCCCAGGGGACCUGCUCCUUCCCCAGCUUCAGGGCUUCUUUUCUCUCAGCAGCCGCCAGGCCUCGGUGUUUAUCCCCAUGGGUUCUUUGGAGCUGCACCUUACAAAAGCCACAGCCUUUCCCCCCGACCACCCACCUGCUCCCCCGACUCCACAGGGUGGACUGUGGGUGAUCAGUGUAUGCCGGGGGUCAGGGAGUGGGCUGACCAACUGCUUAACUUUGACGAGGAGAUGAGAAGAAAACCUGGGCAACAAAGCCAGCUGCUGCUAAGCAGAGCGCCCAUGUCUGAAGGUAUCAGGAAGGUACACAGAACCAUGGAAAAGCCAUUUUCUAACUGUUUCUCAAAAUAGCUCUUCAAGAAUUGUACCUGGUGAUUAUCAGGGUAGCAGGGUAGAUUGACAGGCAGGCAGGGAGGCCCAACCUCAGGUCUGUAGUUACUGACUUCAUUUUAUUUUACUUUUCUAGAAGGCUAUAUUUUUUUAAGUGUGGCUGUGAUGUUGACAUGUAGGGGGUUCUGAGCGGUGAGCAGAGGGUAGCUGCUGGCUUCGGCACCCCUGUGACAGCCCCUAAACAGGGCACUUGGAGGAAGGACACUGAUCUGGGCUGGCGUGUGGUCCAGUCCGCUGGCUUCCGAGGUCCCAGCCCUUGGCAGCGCUCCAGCGUCACUGACUAGAAUCCCGGACUGGUGAGGGCACUCUCACCCUGACUGGAAGCUUGGAGGCAAAGAUCAUGAACGCCACUGCCACUGACCCUUCUAGGGCUAGACCCCAGCCCCACAUAGGAAAGUGGGUGAGGUCCACAUGCCCUGGGGCAUGCAGGAAGAGAGGGGACAGAAAGCGUCCGCAAGCCACCAAGAAGAUGAUUCAAGAAAGCUGCACACAGCCAGCUGGGUGGGGUAGGGGGCAGUCACAGGCCAAGAGCCCCCAAGGGUGUGCCUAUGGCCUCCUGCCCAGACCGACCAGAGGGUCAGAGGCCACAGGCCGCAGACAAGCGCCAGCUUCCUUUGUUCAGGCUUUCUGUCUGUCCACUUUUGUAGGCGCCUGGGAGUCCCCGGAGGGCGGGCGACAAGAGCCAGCAGAGUGCCAGGAGGCACCCAGGAUCCUGAGCAGUCCUUCUCCCUCCUGGGCCCGAGUGGCAUCAGCAACAGAAGGGCUUUGGGGGGCUCUUCCUGCUCAGAGGGCUUGUGUUUAUCAUCUGAUGGACUCUGGCCCCCCAGCCCCGGAGUGGAGGGACUCACACGAGGUCCUUUCCCUAAGAGAGGGGACUGCUGGUGUCUCACUAGUGAGAUGGUCACCAGCAGUGUCUGUAUGUGUCUGUGUGUCUGUGUGUGUGCCUUUAUCCGCAGCCCCUCAUCCCUAGCCUGGGUUUUGAGUAGGGUGGGAUGACCCUAGGCCUGGCCUGCCAGCCCGUGGGGUGAAUCCUCACCAGUCCUCAGGGAUCCAGGCAGAGUGAGGGGCAGGAAGGUGGUCAGGCCCCUGCGGCUCCCUUCCCCCUGCCCACCUGAGAAAACAUGGUGUACGGGGACUUUGUAGAGACUCUGAGAACUUCUGUGUCCCCGGAUCUCAGCUACCCCUUUCCCCCUAUUCCUUUAAAGCAGCCCUGUUGGACACCAGCCCAGCCUGGAGCCUAGUAUAGGGUGCCAGCAAAGCCUCCCUUCUCCGACCCCUUGCUGCGGGAAUAACUCUGAGCAAGUCACUUAAGCAGGUUUCCUAUGUGUCUGUGGACAGAUUUCCACAUGGACCUCUAGGAACGCUUUGGGUACCGUGAGAGGCAGUGCAUGUGAAGUGCCUGGAACACAUAGGUGCUGACAAGUAGGGGCUAUUGUCAUUGUCAGGUCGGGUUUCUGCCCAGAACCUUUGCCUUGCUUCGGUUUCAUAGCCAACACUAAGCGUCUUCCUGUAACUGGGCGCCUCCCAGACACCACCUUGUUUUUGUUUCCGCUCGCCCGGCUCUUUGCCCGACUUCUGAGCUUGUGUCUGGUGUGACCUCCUGGCCCUGCCCAUCUUUGUCCUGUGGGCUUCCUGGUUUUCCACUCAGCCCUCAUCCUGCCACCUUCCCUCCCUGCCACGGUGUUCCCAGCGCUUACCCGGGGAUGCCCCGCGCUCCUGGCCCUUAUCCGGGGAUGCCCUGUGCUCCCGGCCCUUACCCGGGGGUGCCCUGCGCUCCCGGCACUUACCCGGGGAUGCCCCGCGCUCCUGGCCCUUACUCGGCAGUGCCCCACGCUCCCGGGCCUUACCCGGGGGUGCCCUGCGCUCCCGGCACUUAUCCAGGGAUGCCCUGUGCGUGUCACCAUCCCCGGCCCCUCGCUGGCCGCUCCCAUUCUGACUGCUGGGGCCUCUCCCAGGUCAACUGCUGCCUCUGCCCAUGAACUCCGGCAGAGUUCAUGGCUUUGCUCCUUGUCCAGCACGCACUUCCCCUUUGGGGUCUUUUCUGCUCCUCCCGGCUUUCUCCCACCUUUCCUCUGCCCUGUACUGCUCUUUCCGCAGUGUUCACGCCUCUGCCCAAUCUUGGACUCCCGUCCAGUCUCCCCUCGCCCAGGUCUACUCCAGGCCACACCUAUGUCCUCCGUCAUGGACGUCUCAACCCUUUGUUUCUGUCACUAGCAGUCCCUACUCCAAAGGAUCUUAAACCAAUUUCAGCUAAGGUGUUCAUGCCAGUGGUGUUCAGGGCCAUAUUUGUAUUUUAACAAAGAACUCUAAGAAAGGCAUACUUGAACCCAAAGGAGUAAAUCCCUAGUGGUAGACUAUUAAGCACCAUAAUGGGUUAUGGGGUCAAAUAUUUAAGACAGAGCUGCUUCUCCUAUGGGACUUCCCUGGUGGUUCAGAUGGUAAAGCGUCUGCCUACAAUGCUGGAGACCCGGGUUCAACCCCUGGGUCAGGAAGAUGUCCUGGAGAAGGAAUGGUACUCCUCCUAAAGAUCACAGUUUGCUUCAUGUACUUUUGGGCUCUAAGUUCCUAUAUGUUUAUAAUUGUUUUGUCUUCCUGACGGUUUGACCCUCUAUCAUCAUAAAAUGUGCUUCUUUGUCUUUAGUCACAAUUUUUGUCUUAGAGACUACUUUGUCUGAUGUUAGUAUGGCCACUCUGGCCCUUUUCAUUGAUACAUCUUCUGAAUGACAUAUCUUCUCUGUCCUUUUACCUUCAGCCUAUUUGUGUCCUUGAAUCUAAAGCGGGUCUCUUGUAGACAGCGUGUAGAUGGAUUCAUGUUUUCUUUUCUUCCAAUCUCUGCCUUUUAAUUGGAAUGUUUAAUCUGUUUAUAUUUAAUGUGAUGGGUAAAGUAUGAUUUAUGUCAGCCAUUUUGCUAUUUCUGUAUUUCAUAUGUCUUUUUUGUUCCUAUAUUCCUCCACUACUGCCUUCUUUUGUGUUAGUUAUUUUCUAGUGUACAACUGUAAUUCUCUUGUAAUUUUAUUUGCAAUGUGUAAUUUAUUUGUUUUCUUGGUGGUUGCCCCGAGGGUCACCAUUAAUAUCUCAAUUUAUUACAGUUUGGAUUAAUAAUGACUUAAUUCCAAUAAUAUAAAAAAUUUAUUCCUAUAUAAUUUCAUUCCACCCUCCUUUAUGUUGUUAUUAUUAUAAAUUACAUCUUUAUACAUGUUAUGCCCAUCAACAGAGAUUUUUAUUUAUUGUUUUAUGCAAUUGUCUUUUAAGUCAGAAAAAGGGAGUUACAAAUGAAAAAUAUGUUUAUAUCAUCUUUAUUUAUGUAAUUACUUUUACCAGUGCUCAUUAUUUUUUCAUGUUGAUUGAAGUAUUUAGUAUCCUUUUAGUAUCUUUUUAGUAUCCUAUUUAGUAUCCUUUAUUUCUGUAGUAGUUCUUGUAGGGCAAGUCUGCUAGAGACACACUCUCAGUUUUGUUUAUCCAGAAAUGUUUAAUUUCUCCUUCACUUUUAAAAGAUAGUUUGACCAGAUAUAGAACAUUUGAUUGACUGACAGGGUUUCUUCCCCAUCAGUACUUUAACUUUACCAUCCCGCUGUUUCUGGCCACCAAGGUUUCUGAUGAGAAGCCAGCUAUUCAUCUUAUUAAGGAUCAUUUGUAUGUGAUGAAUUGCUUCUUUCUUGCUGCUUUCAAAGUUCUUUGUCUUUCUAUAGUUUGAUUCUUAUGGGUCUAGCAACAGACCCCUUUGAAUUCAUCCUACUUGCAGUUGGGCUGACUUUCUUGAAUGUAUAAAUUAGUGGCUUUCAACAAAUUUGUGGAGUUUUUGGUUAUUAUUUCUUUAAAUAGUCUUUCUGCCACUCUAUCCCUCUCCCUUCCUUCUAGGACCCUAUUAUACAUAUAUCGGCAUGCUUUAUGGUAUUCCACAGGUUUCCGAGGCUCUGUUCAUUUUUCUUUAUUUUUUUAAAGUUGUGUUGCUAGGACUGGAUCAUCUCAAUUGCCUUAUCUUCAAGCCCACUAAUUCUUUCUUCUGCCUGCUCAGAUGUGCUAUUAGGACCCUCUAGUGAAUUUUUCAUUGUACUUUUAGUGAAUUUUAUUACUGUCCUCAUCAACUCCACAAUUUAUCUUUGGUUCUUUUUUUUAUAAUUUAUGUCUUUUUAUUGAUACUCUCUAUUGGUAAGAUAUUAUUCUCAUGCUUCCCUUUAGUUAUGUAGACAUGGUUUCCUUUAGGUCUUUGAACAUAUUUUAGAUAGCUGAUUUACAGUUUCAAAGACUUCACAGUGGUAGCCAUCUGCCCUGUGCAGAGAGCGAGGUCUGCUUGCCAUCUCCUGCUAUCUUCCUUCCACUUCACCCAAUAUAAGCAGGACUCUGGUCUCAUUCCUUAGCCCCACCCUCAACUCCUGCACAGAGUCUCUCUUCUCUUCUGGAUUGGAGGAGGACCUUAACAUCAGAAGAUAUGUGGAUCUGAGAAACCCUCCCCUCCACCUUGAGCUUCUGGCCACCCUGCUGGAGAUGAGCUUCUCAAGGACAUGUCCAGUUCCUUGGGGAAGUGAAGAGAGACCAGGGAUCCUCAGAUAGCUGUCCCCUUCCUGCUAGAAGUCCAGACAUUCCACAGAGCUUCACUCACAAGGGACAGGUGUGGGAAGAUUGCAAAUCAGAAGCUUAUUUAAAAAGUAGCUUAAUUACUUCAAAAUCAUGAAAUCAUAGUACAUAAGCAUACAAAACCCAAGACAUAAGUGGCCUGUUGCUGACAGGCCCUAGUUGUCCUGCCGUCUUGCCUUCCCAUAGUCUGGGGAACAGAAAGUGGCUCUUCAAAUUCCAACCAACUCAGCCAAAAUUCGUAGUUAUGAGCUAUUGCCUCCCUCCUCAUCCUGGGGUGUAUGUCGGUGGGGAGGAAAUGGAGAUGUUGGCAGGAUAUGGGAGCUUUCUAAACCUCCCCACUUCCUAUUAAUGUUUCUAUUAAUAGACAUGCUGAUUCUCAGCUGUGGCAAUAACAAAGAACAUCAUAACUCCACCCUUCACACAAUGCAGUGCAGCCACUUAAUCUAAGUGCCCUACAUAGGAAGAACCUCUUGGAAGGGAUGGGCUUUGGGAAGCCAUAUGGUGCUCGGCAGAGGACCUAAAGUCAAUGUGGAAACUGAGCAGCAUUGGAAUAGGCUGGGCUACUUAUCAUCCAUGGGCAGGACUGCGUCGGGUUCAAGGACUGACCCCCUCAGGGGGCUGGACUUCAUCAGGGCUUUGGCUGUGGUUCAGAAGUGGGCCUUGCAGGUUCUCGGCACAGCACCAGGAAAGUCCACUGCCCAAGGUACGAGGGCUCCUAGGACCAGUGAGGCCUGUGCUGUUAUAAUGGAUUAUGACUGGAUCCAUCUGACCCAUAACAAUAAAUAAUACACAUAAAAACACUGCACUGCUAAUCAAAAAUGCCCAAAGAACAUGGACAGAGAGAAUGGAAUCUUUUUUGACUCGAAAAGAAUUAAAAUGCGGAACUCAAGGGGACUCAUAAUGAGUUUGGAUCAUGUGACCACGGGACUUGGGUUCGAUGCAUACAUGUAGCGUAAUGUCAAGGGCAGAAGAUGGGGGUGCUGGUGUGACAUUUGGUCCAAGGGUUGCCAGGCUGCUCUGUAAAAUUACUGUGCAGUGUUUAUUUAUACAGAGUGAGGUCAUAAACAUCCAUCUCUGUCGCCUCACGUUGGGCACACUGUCUGGCCAGCAGCAUCUGUCUCAGGAUCCAGUUGAGGGCAGAGCAUCGCGAGCACUGGGUGGGUCACUCGGCUGGUCACCUGGACCCCUGUGGCCUGGUAGACCCGUGCAGUUUGCCCGCUGGUUCCAAUGAGGAGCUGCUUCCAACUUUAAAACAAAGUGUCCAGGAGCGUUCCAGCUGCCGAGGUCUGAUUGCCUUUCAGACUCUGUGCAGCCCAUCAAAGCAUCCAUCUCAUUGCCCUGAGCUGCCCCGGCUCCCGCUGGCAGCCAUCCAUGACCCACAGGCAGCUCGACAGCUCAAUUUGACUUGGGCUUCAUGCCUCUGAGCAUUAAAAGAUGCUUCCCUGCUGGCGCUCUUCUUUCCUGGUGUGGAACCAGCCACCUUCACCCAGGCGGUCCCCUCCCGAAUGCUUUCUCUAAAGACCUGUGCAGAGUGAGGACCUGCAGGCGUGUGUGUGGCCGUGGGCAGAAUCUGGACCCACCUGCUGCUCUGAGCCCCAGCUUCCCAGGCUGUAAAAGAGUUCUCUCUGCCCAGCUGCGCUCACCGGGCAUGGACAGAUCCAAAGAGAACUCUUGGGGACAGUGCUUAGUCAACAGACAAAUGUUAGUUAUUACCUCUGUCCCUCGUGAAGAGAUCAGAACAAAAGACAAUAGGAAAGAGAGAAAUCCCACAUGCCUGGGUAACUGGGAGAAGCUGGGGUCUCGGGUAAGAGCAUUUCCUAUGUCUCUGGGCAAAUAGGACAAGGAAAACCUACAUUUCACCAAGCAGGAGAUUCCGUCUAAGAACAGAAUGCUCUAACUUACCGCCCUCCGUGGAAGGUGGACUGGGGGCCUGAAUCCAGGCUCCAGGCUCCCCCACCAUACUGCCUGCAGGGGUCAGGUUUCAGUCCCUUUCGUAUUUACUAGACGCUGGCACGUAACGGACACUGGUUGGAUGGAUGGGUGGAUUUAAGAUUUUAGAUGUUAAUACCACACUCCAGAUAGAGCCAUCUUCACCAGCAUGGUUUGUAAAACACGUGCACUCUGCGAUGAGGCCCAAGUUCUGGCCUUGGAGGGUAGAGAAAGGUGGUUGCAUGUACUGCUGUGGGUGUGCUAAUCAUUGCUUCAGGACUGUACACUUGCAGAUGGUUAAAACUGUAAAUAUACA
Messenger RNA from Odocoileus virginianus texanus, 11059 nucleotides. Lineage: Eukaryota; Metazoa; Chordata; Mammalia; Artiodactyla; Cervidae. The record is from RefSeq and is a predicted model, not a curated record.